This is a messenger RNA of Cajanus cajan (pigeon pea), 1359 nucleotides long. Its product is annotated as nucleoside-triphosphatase. Gene Ontology annotation, cellular component: membrane. Gene Ontology annotation, biological process: nucleoside diphosphate catabolic process. Gene Ontology annotation, molecular function: nucleoside diphosphate phosphatase activity. Lineage: Eukaryota; Viridiplantae; Streptophyta; Magnoliopsida; Fabales; Fabaceae. The record is from RefSeq and is a predicted model, not a curated record.
AUGGAGUUUCCAACUUUCAUUACAUUUUUACUUUUGCUAAUGCCUGCACUCGCUUCCUCUCAGUAUGAUGAGAACAUUCUUCUAACUCAUCGUAAGAUAUUGCCGAAACAAGAAACUGUUACCUCGUACGCUGUCAUCAUUGACGCUGGUAGCACCGGAAGUCGUGUCUAUGUCUUCCAUUUUGACCACAACUUGGAACUCCUUCGCGUUGGCGAUGAUCUCUAUUUCAAGGAAACGGUCACACCCGGUUUGAGUUCUUACGCGGAUUUUCCUGAACUUGCUGCGAAAUCGCUGAUUCCACUUAUAGAGGCAGCUGAAAAUAUUGUCCCUCAGGAUCUGGAGCCCAAGACACCCCUUAAGCUUGGGGCAACAGCAGGUUUAAGGCUCUUGGAUGGGAAUGCUGCUGAAAAUAUAUUGCAAGCGGUUAGGGAUAUGUUCAAGAACAGGAGUGCCCUGAACGUUCAAUCAAAUGCAGUAUCCAUUAUUGAUGGAACCCAAGAAGGGUCUUAUCUAUGGCUGGCAGUUAACUAUCUAUUGGGGAAGUUGGGAAAAGAGUUUACAAAGACAGUGGGAGUAGUUGAUCUUGGAGGUGCAUCAGUUCAAAUGGCAUAUGCUGUCUCAAGGAACACUGCAGAAAAUGCUCCAAAAGCACCUGAUGGAGAUCCGUACAUAACAAACCUAGUAGCCAAGGGAAAAGAUUACGAUCUAUGUUCACACAGUUACUUGCGCUACGGAAGAGAAGCAGCUCGUGCUGAGAAUUUGAAGCUCACUAGUGGUUCUGCCAACCCUUGCAUUUUAGCUGGAUUUGAUGGGACCUUCAAAUAUUCAGGAGUGGAGUAUGAGGUGUACCCUCCGAUUUCAGGGCCCAGCUAUGAAAAAUGCAGAGAGAUAGUUCUUAAGGCUCUCAAAGUGGACGAGCCAUGUUCCCAUCAGAAUUGCACAUUUGGUGGGAUAUGGGACGGUGGAAGAGGAAGUGGACAAAGAACUAUUUAUGCUACUUCAUCUUUCUUUUACUUGUCCCGUGAUGUUGGUAUUUAUGAUGCAAAAGCAGAAGAUGCCAUAAUUCGUCCUGUGGAUUUUGAGAGUGUGGCUAAACGAGCUUGUGGACUGACAUUUGAAGAUGCCAAAUCCGCUUAUCCACUUCUUGCUAAAUCGAGAGUUCCAUAUGUGUGCAUGGAUUUGUCAUACAUGUAUGCGUUGCUCGUUGAUGGAUUUGGUGUGGAUCCAUGGCAAGAGAUUAUAGUGGCAAAUAAAAUUCAAUAUCAGGGUGCUCUUGUGGCGGCAGCAUGGCCUCUUGGCACUGCCAUUGAAGCCAUUUCUGCAAUGCCUAAAUUUGAACGGUUAAUGUAUUUUAUUUAA